AAUGAAGGCGCCACUCGUCCCCUUUCUCCCUCCAAAAAAAAAAAACCAGGACGUGACCAUAAACAGACGAGAGCGAUUGCCAGCUACCGAGUUCACUCACCUCAACUCACUACAACUCGGAACCUUACAGUUACAACUUACAGGGGAUCAACAAUCUACUUCAAACCCUAGUCAAUCGCUCUUAUGGCGGAUCAGACCUUCAAUCUCGAGCCUCGGAGGGAUUCUUAUGGAUUUGCUUUGAGACCCCAACACGCACAGAGAUACAGAGAGUAUGCUAAUAUUUACAAGGAGGAGGAAGGGGAAAGAUCGAGUAGAUGGAAGGACUUUCUUGAACAGUUCGCAAGACAUUCUCCACCUUGUUCUUCAGAAAAAGAACAUAGGGAGGAGGCAUCACAGGCAGACACUACUGAGACAAAAGUAGAAAUAAUAUCAGAGAGGCUUGGUGAAGGAGAUGAUGCAAGUGACAGAAAAUUGAUUACUAAUGACGAUGCUUCAUCAGAAAGUGACCUCAAAAGAGAGGUGCAGCUUUCAAAUGAAACUAAAGCUAGGAAGGUGCAUACAUGGGCUCAAAUUAGAUCAUCCCUUGGUGUUAUAGAAAAUAUUUUGGGCUCUCGUGUUAAGAAGAAGAAUAUAAAAGAUGAACUGAUAGGAGACAGAGAACUUCAAUCUAUAGAAAAGGAAGGUUCUUUGUCAGAUGAAUUUAAGGAAGAUAUUUCUGUUAAUGAUGUGUUGAAUGACACUGUGAAUGCCUCUAUUGUUGAGGGUGAUGGGAUCUCUGAGAAAGCAGAUACCACUGGGGAAGAAGGGAUUAGUGUUAAUGGGAUCUCUGAGAAAACAGAUACCUCUGGGGAAGAAGGGAUUAGUGUUAAUGGGAUCUCUCAUGGUGAAAGCUCUUCCAGUGAAGAAUUUGUUACAGCCGACGGUGAGUCAGAGAAACCUGUGAAUGAUGGAGCUAUUGUCACUGUUGACUCUGAUAGGGCAGAAAAUGACACUGCAACUGAAAAAGUUAUCGAGGGUGGGAAUCCUUUUGAUCCUAUUUUUCCCUGGAGAGAAGAAUUGGAGUGCCUCGUUCAAGGAGGAGUGCCAAAGGAUCUCAGAGGGGAGGUAUGGCAAGCUUUUGUAGGUGUGAAGACCCGUCGGGUGGAGAGAUACUACCAUGAUUUACUUGCUCAAGAAAGCAACACUGAUAAAAGCAAGGGGAGUGAUGUCUUUUCUGCAGCAGCCAGCAAAUGGAAAAGGCAGAUUGAGAAGGACAUACCCCGCACGUUUCCAGGUCAUCCUGCUUUGGAUGAGAAUGGUAGAAACUCAUUGCGGCGUUUACUUAUAGCUUAUGCUCGACAUAACCCAUCUGUUGGGUACUGCCAGGCGAUGAAUUUCUUUGCAGGGAUAUUACUUCUCUUGAUGCCUGAGGAAAAUGCCUUCUGGACUUUUGUGGGUAUACUGGAUGACUACUUUGAGGGCUACUACACUGAGGAAAUGAUAGAAUCUCAGGUGGACCAGCUAGUCUUUGAGGAGUUGAUGCGGGAAAGAUUUCCAAAAUUGGUUAAUCAUCUGGAUUACUUGGGAGUGCAGGUGGCAUGGAUCUCUGGACCUUGGUUUCUUUCUAUUUUCGUGAAUAUGAUUCCUUGGGAAAGUGUUCUCCGUGUAUGGGAUGUGCUUCUGUACGAUGGAAACCGUGUUAUGCUAUUUAGAACAGCACUCGCACUGAUGGAAUUAUAUGGUCAUGCAUUAAUUACAACAAAAGACGCGGGAGAUGCUACUACUUUGUUGCAAUCCCUUGCAGGCUCGACAUUUGACAGCAGCCAGCUAGUUUUGACUGCUUGCAUGGGUUUUCUGGCUAUAACAGAAGCUAGGUUGGAAGAGUUGAGAGAAAAGCAUCGCCCAGCUGUAUUAUCAGUAGUUGAGGAAAGAUCAAGAAAAGGUCGGGAUUGGAAGGAUUCCAAAGGGCUUGCAACUAAACUUUACAGCUUUAAGCAUGAUCCUGCAUCACUGAUAGAAGAGAAAAAGACUAACAAAGGAGGUGAGAUACUUGUAGAGGGAGAUAAAUCUCAUCUAGAGCCUUACUCUAAUCUCGACAGUUUGCUUGAUAACAUAGCUGUAGAUCCAGAAGUGGAUUCUCUACCAGAUCUUCAGGAACAGGUGGUCUGGUUGAAGGUAGAGUUAUGCAGGUUGCUGGAGGAAAAAAGAUCUGCGGUACUCAGAGCCGAGGAGCUGGAGACAGCAUUAAUGGAGAUGGUGAAGCAAGAUAAUCGACGACAAUUGAGUGCAAGGGUUGAGGAAUUGGAGCAUGAGGUGGCCCUCCUACACCAAGCCCUCUCUGAUAAGAAAGAGCAAGAAGCUGCAAUGCUCAAGGUCUUGAUGCGGGUGGAACAAGAGCAAAAGGUAACUGAAGAUGCUCGAAUAAGUGCAGAGCGGGAUGCAGCUGCUCAGACAUAUGCAGUACAUGUGCUUCAGGAAAAAUAUGAAAAGGCUAUGGCUUCGCAUGCUGAAAUGGAGAAGAGGGUUGUAAUGGCAGAAUCAAUGUUGGAGGCUACGCUGCAAUACCAAACCGGCCAAGUUAAAGCACAUUGUUCUCCGCGGGCUCUGGGAAAUCAAGGAACCACUCAGGAGAACACAAGCAGGGGUAUUUUGCCAUUUGCACUUGGUUGGCGUGACAGAAAUAAGGGCAAACCAUCCAAUGUCGAAGAGUCUGGCGAAACUAAAUCAACUAAUGAGUCAACAGAUGUGGUGAGCACUGCCCAGAAGAAAACAAGUGAGCAAGAGCAAUAGUACUCUUUCUUGUAGAAAGAGAGAUUGUACUUGAUCUGGUUUAACAUUUGCCCGCUUUUGUAUUGUAAAUGCAUACAACUGGCUUCGGAGCCGAUGAUAUGUAUCAAUUUAAACUCAAAACUCACUUUCGUUCUCCCAGGAUUUAGAAAUUGAAAUUCAAUGUAUAUUCAAUCGAUUGGACA
Molecule: messenger RNA, 2951 nt
Organism: Humulus lupulus (European hop)
Lineage: Eukaryota; Viridiplantae; Streptophyta; Magnoliopsida; Rosales; Cannabaceae
Exons: 18
Coding region: 184-2769 (861 amino acids)
Source: RefSeq, a predicted model, not a curated record